This is a messenger RNA of Laetiporus sulphureus 93-53, 1410 nucleotides long. RefSeq lists its product as uncharacterized. Lineage: Eukaryota; Fungi; Basidiomycota; Agaricomycetes; Polyporales; Laetiporaceae. The coding region runs from base 1 to 1410 and encodes 469 amino acids. The record is from RefSeq and is a predicted model, not a curated record. The transcript is spliced from 2 exons. Gene Ontology annotation, molecular function: N-acetyltransferase activity.
AUGACGCAGCCCGUGGUCAGAGAAGCAGGCUUGCUGGAACGCUACCACGUUUCCCGCCACGAGCUGGGCAUCUUCGCAUGUGUGGCCAUCGCAGCGCAAUAUGUCGGUCCCAAUGGCGUCACGCUCACGAAGGAACUGUUAUUUGCAGCUCUCGCCCGAUUGAUUCCUCAGCACGCGGCUCUUGGCGUACGCCUCUCAAACAUGUCCGCCGGAAAGCCCACCUACGUGCGCCUUGAUGCGAUCGACUUAUCCGCGAUCGUCACCUUCUCGGACAAGGAGAAGGACGAACUUGCGGGAGUGCUUGAGACGCAGAUUGCGACUCGCUUCGAUACAGAUGCUCCUCUCCCGCUCUGGCGUCUGGCGGUCCUGAAAGACGGGACCGUAGUAUUUGCGUGGCAUCACGCUAUCGGAGACGGUCAAAGCGGACUGGCAUUCCACACUGCACUCCUAUCUGCCCUAAAUGAAAACAGCGAACGGUCCUUCGACUUUGAAACGCAGAUGUCAAUUCAAGUUCCAAAAGAUACCAUGAUUGUCACACCAGUCGAGUCUCUAGUAGACUUAUCAGUCUCCAUGAUGACAGUACUUCGGGAACUGUACAACCUUCUCGCCCCCGUGUCGUGGACUCCUUCAUCUACUGCUUGGACAGGGCGUACCGUGCCUUCGACCGAUUCAUUUGCCGCUCCAAUCCGGAUUCUUCAGUAUUCUGCGCGAGAUGUGGAAGGAAUCCUCAAGCUUUGUAGGGCACAUCAGUCGACGUUGACGGCAUUUCUGCACACGUUGUCAGUCCUGAUUAUCUCGGAACUCCUCGCCGCAGAUCCCGCCUCCGCGCCUGUAUAUGAGUUCAAGUGCCUUUCCACAUGUAUUCCUGUGUCUCUGCGCCCACUCACGAAAACGCCUGCCAAUGCGAUGUGUGACGAAGUUUCCGCGUAUCAUUCUUAUCCUCCCCUGAUAACGCUUGCCCAGGGCCACAUUUCCUGGCUCGGAGGAUUUCCAUGGGGCACCGCGGCUGCUCUCACGAACGAGAUGCGAACUAAACAACUAGAAACUAAAGAGCAGAUUGGUAUGCUCAAGUUCCUCUUCGGCAACUACGAUGGCUAUUUAAAGGGAAUGCUGGGGAAGAAACGCCAGAUGACCCUUGAGUUGUCCAACCUGGGCCGGUUCUCUCUGGCUCCUGAUGGGCAUACCGGCAGCGGGGGAAAGCCGAGCUGGAGCAUCCGUGAUGCGAUUUUCACUCAGAGCCAUCCUGCGUCUGGAGCUGCUCUUGCAGUGAAUGUAACUGGCACGCCUCCUGGAGGUAUCGGACUAGCGGUGUCUUGGAGCAGAGAGGCCGUUGAUGACUUAUUCGGAGAGGCGUUUUUCAGCAAGCUGAAGGAAGCCAUGGACGAGAUGGCGUCAGUUUCGACGUCGUAG